GUAAACUUCAGAGUAAAUACAAUCAACUUAAUGUGUGUUUUAAAGCUCGGUGAAAAGUGAACAUUUUUGUAAAUAUAUCGCUUUAGACACGUUGAAAAAUAUCUGGGAAUGUUCAAGAACGAGUAUCAGGGGGGUGCCGUUGUAGAGGUCUUCAGUGCACAAGGAAAAGAUCCUGUUGCAAAAUGGAAACUUAGCGGCCAGCCGUCAAUAAGUAAGAUGUUUGAUAAAGAAAUGAAAGGUUUUGUGUACAGCCUCGAAGGCAGCAGUCAAACACAUAGGAUGCAGUUACCCAAAGAUGGAAAGAUGCCUCUUCUCCUGAUUCAGAAGUUCCUGGUCCUGCAGGUGAAUGUUCCUCCUGGUAAAGACUUCUCAACUGAGCUUGUUAUAACAGAUCAAGGGCACUUGAAACGAAGGCUUUACUUGUCCACUGUCCAUAAGGAAUUCUCAUCUACCCCUCUGCAUGCCAGAAUACCGCUUACCUGCCUCAGACGAAACAUUUGGUGUAACCUAUGCAUUGACCUGGGCUCAUUCACCACUGAGCUGUUCCGAGGAGCUGUGUUCCUGUCUCUGGAUGGCAUCGUAAUCUCAGCCUGCUGUAAAGUCAGGCGCAUCUUCACCAUGAGGAGUGAACCUGCAGACCAUGUGGACAGAGAUCCUUUUGACAUAAGAAAUGAUCCUACAGAGGAGAUUCCUAAAAGCUGCCAGUUUCCUACCGAGGUUCAGCACAUUACACAGCUAAUAAAUAUGGAAAGACUGAGACAGGCUGAUCUGAGAAGCGUAUCUAUCAGCUCAGAAUCUGAACAGCUGAGCACAGGGAGAGUCACUCGAGGUCCUAAAAACCAGGACUGCUCUCAUAUUGCCUUUGGUUCAAAAGUCACUGGACGGCCUCCUCUCACUGCGAGAAAGGGCAGUUCAUUAGCAAAUGGGACAGAGCACAAAACUCAUUCAGGGAGAAGUGGAAGACUGAAGACACAACCACCAGCUGAACAGGCAUCUUCUGAAAGGACAGGGUCUGGGGGACCAAAGCAGGUUCUUAAUGUACAGAAAGAGAAAAUAGUUACACAUCAGACAGGUAGUCCAUAUUUUCCUGAGACAAUACCCAGAUCUUCAGAAUGCCAUCCUCCAUCUGAUUCACCCCCUGAUUUGCAUAUUUUUGAGAAUGGAAAUGAUGCCACCAGAAGGACUUCAACUCCACUCAGUCUUGAUGAAGCUGAAAAAGAGGAUUGUGAGGAGGUCUUUACUUUUUCUUCAUGUCCUCACUCAGCCAGGAGGGGUCAACAUUUCAGCGUCGCCUUUAAGAGUUUAUCUUCUGACCUUAAAGCUGAUGACCUUGGGUGGGAAAGGGAACGGAAAGAGGCAUGUUUGGAGGAUGACUUCAUAGGGAGUGAGGGUGAAGAGGAUCAGAGCUUCUUUGGAUUCCUCUCUCAAAGAUUUGCAGCACACACCAGUCCUGCUCCUCCUACCCUGGCUUCUGUUCCCAUUCCCAGAUCUACCUCUUCACCCAGGCUUUGCACUGAGCCAACUAAGGCCUCUACUGUUACACAUACAUCCACCCAGUCUUCCUCAGAGGGGUCCCGAAGGACUGAGAUGGUGUGUGUGGCACCGACCCGCUGUCUCUCACCAUGCACUGCCAAACUGUGGAGCAGACAGCAACACUCCAAACCUGAGCAAAGCAGGCCUGAUGGAGAUAUGAGGACAUCCAUUAAUAGAACAUCUGUUCGAGAAAUUCCCCCUGAGGAUGUGAAGCUCCACAAGGUGAGGGAGAGCAUGAGGAGGAUGCCUGUGGGCUCUAGCACAUGUGAUUUAUCUAAGAAAGCAGAGCAGGAGGAGGAUGAAGAAGAAGAGCUGCGGAUGUUAGCUAGUCUAAAAAGACAGCAGGAAGAAGAGGAGGGUGGGACCUGUGACUCAGGCCUCAGUGCAUCACAAGUCCAGCAGUGCAAUGUCAGCCUGAGUAUGAGCAGUGAUGACACUUCUACAUGGACCCAGUGUAUCCCUCUAGCAUCUGAACAGGGCCAGUACUACCAGAAAGAGAUGAAUCCACUUCUCCACUCUAAUCCCAGGGAAUGGAUGGAUGUUCUCAGCCCUCCAAUAAUUCAUCCCAGACAACAGCAGACUGAGAGCAAAGGAGACCACAGCAACAUGUCCACCAAAGGGUCUGUGCUGGAGGAGAACUGCAGUGAGGACGAGUUUCUCAAUCUGCUCUAUGAUUCAUGUUUGAACUGCUACUUUGAUCCUCAGACUGGGAAGUACUAUGAGCUGAUCUAAGUUUGAAGAAAUCACAGAGACGGAUUCAUAUAGUCUGACAAAACCAUAUAUUUCAGAUAUCAUAUAAUAACAGGCACACAAAUCUUUUUUAUUAUUAAUUGUUUCAGCUUUAUUUAGUUUUUUUUUUAACAUUAUUGCAAGACACUACUGGUAGAAAUAGUGAUUUUGGUCAUGUCAGUUAGAUUCUUGGAUUAACUGCAUACAUGUUUUCAUUUUAAAUUGUAGCAAUAAAUAAACUUAACCUUGAAACUGUUUUGUCCACUUUUGAUUCAGGCUUAAGCUAGAAUGGAUACACAUUAAGCCACAUUGUAUUUUUAAAACAUUUCUUCUAUAAAUCACUUUGGUUUUAGAUGACCUGCAUUCAUGAUAUGACAUUUUUAUUUAUAUCCAUAUUAGAAAGAUAUUAAAGAGGAUUUUCCCAAAAUGUUGAUUAAUG
Molecule: messenger RNA, 2701 nt
Organism: Hemibagrus wyckioides
Lineage: Eukaryota; Metazoa; Chordata; Actinopteri; Siluriformes; Bagridae
Gene: cfap20dc
Product: CFAP20 domain containing
Exons: 16
Coding region: 109-2265 (718 amino acids)
Source: RefSeq, a predicted model, not a curated record